This is a messenger RNA of Drosophila pseudoobscura, 2241 nucleotides long. It is a transcript of the gene Gdh, whose product is annotated as glutamate dehydrogenase, mitochondrial. The record is from RefSeq and is a predicted model, not a curated record. Gene Ontology annotation, molecular function: L-glutamate dehydrogenase (NAD+) activity. Bases 102 to 1787 code for a protein of 561 amino acids. Gene Ontology annotation, cellular component: mitochondrion. Gene Ontology annotation, biological process: L-glutamate catabolic process. The transcript is spliced from 6 exons. NCBI's taxonomy places the organism in Eukaryota, Metazoa, Arthropoda, Insecta, Diptera, Drosophilidae.
GACAAGAGGCGUUGUUGUGCAUAUAUAGCCAGCAGCAGACAGCAGAGCAGAGCAGGAGAGUAGAAGUAAAAUCGAGUGCGGUGUUUUGUGUGUGUUUUGCCAUGUAUCACCUGAAGAGUUUGGCCCGCCAGGGCGCUAUGCGCCAGCAGGAGUUGACCACCCUGGUCAAGGCCCUGCCCACGGCAGCGCUGCAGGCACGUGGCUAUGCCACCGAGCACCAGAUUCCCGAUCGCCUCAAGGAUGUGCCCACUGCCAAGGAUCCGCGGUUCUUCGACAUGGUCGAGUACUUCUUCCACCGCGGCUGCCAGAUCGCCGAGGAGAGCCUGGUCGAUGAUAUGAAGGGCAAGCUGACCCGCGACGAGAAGAAGCAGAAGGUUAAGGGUAUUCUCAUGCUUAUGCAACCCUGCGACCACAUCAUCGAGAUUGCAUUCCCCCUGCGUCGCGAUGCUGGCAACUACGAGAUGAUUACCGGCUACCGUGCCCAGCACAGCACCCACAAGACGCCCACCAAGGGAGGUAUCCGCUUCUCGUUGGAUGUGUCACGCGAUGAGGUGAAAGCCCUGUCCGCCCUGAUGACCUUCAAGUGCGCCUGUGUGGAUGUGCCAUUCGGCGGAGCCAAGGCAGGCCUGAAGAUCAACCCCAAGGAGUACUCCGAGCACGAGCUGGAGAAGAUCACCCGUCGCUUCACCCUUGAGCUGGCCAAGAAGGGCUUCAUUGGACCCGGCGUCGAUGUGCCCGCCCCCGAUAUGGGCACUGGCGAGCGCGAGAUGUCGUGGAUUGCCGACACCUAUGCCAAGACCAUUGGACAUCUGGAUAUCAAUGCUCAUGCCUGUGUCACCGGCAAGCCCAUCAACCAGGGUGGCAUCCAUGGACGUGUCUCGGCCACCGGUCGCGGCGUUUUCCACGGUCUGGAGAACUUCAUCAACGAGGCCAGCUACAUGAGCCAGAUUGGCACCACUCCCGGCUGGGGCGGCAAGACCUUCAUCGUCCAGGGCUUCGGUAAUGUCGGCCUCCACACCACCCGCUAUCUCACUCGUGCCGGUGCCACCUGCAUCGGUGUGAUUGAGCACGACGGAACUCUGUACAACCCAGAGGGCAUUGACCCCAAGCUCCUGGAGGACUACAAGAACGAGCACGGCACCAUUGUGGGCUACCAGAACGCCAAGCCCUACGAGGGUGAGAACCUGAUGUUCGAGAAGUGCGACAUCUUCAUUCCAGCUGCCGUUGAGAAGGUCAUCAACAGCGAGAAUGCUGGCAGAAUCCAAGCUAAGAUCAUUGCCGAGGCUGCCAACGGCCCAACCACUCCCGCUGCCGACAAGAUCCUCAUCGAUCGCAACAUUUUGGUCAUCCCCGAUCUGUACAUCAAUGCUGGUGGUGUCACCGUCUCGUUCUUCGAGUGGCUCAAGAACCUCAACCAUGUCUCGUACGGUCGCCUGACCUUCAAGUACGAGCGCGAGUCCAACUAUCAUUUGCUCGCCUCAGUCCAACAGUCAAUUGAAAGAAUCAUUAAUGACGAAUCCGUGCAAGAGUCCCUUGAGCGUCGCUUCGGACGCGUGGGCGGCCGCAUUCCCGUCACCCCAUCGGAGUCGUUCCAGAAGCGCAUCUCCGGCGCCUCCGAGAAGGACAUCGUGCACUCUGGCCUGGACUACACCAUGGAGCGUUCGGCUCGUGCCAUCAUGAAGACGGCCAUGAAGUACAACCUGGGACUGGACCUGAGAACCGCUGCCUAUGUCAACUCCAUCGAGAAGAUCUUCACCACAUACCGCGAUGCCGGUCUGGCCUUCUAAGCGCCAGCGGAAGCGACGAGCCCCGCAGACUCUUAAUUAGUUAAUAAACCAUUCGAACUCAAGAGCAACAACUAAUGCUAUUGCUCCAUGCACCGCCGUUUUUAGAUGAAAAAUGUCACAAACUAAAAUGCAAAAGAAAUGUAAUUUAUAUACGAGUACGGCAAAUGAAGCUGGAGCCGGAAGAAAUCGUUUUUACCGUUUUAAUCAAUGCAAAAGAACCUUCGCCUCUGCUCUCGUGUUUUGUAUUAAGUUGAACAAGUUGCGAGCUUAUUAUUGUUGAUUUUUAUUCUGUAAUUUUUAAGUUGAUGAGCGUCCAACUGAAGCAAUUGCAUUUUCAAAUAUGUAUCGUAGCGUAUCGUCGUCUCGUAAAAUCGCCGCGUAUCGUACGAUCCGUUGCUCCGUUGCCGUAACAUUUAAAAUAAUCAAAUAUACACAAAAAUCUAAACUCUAAAAA